Molecule: messenger RNA, 2568 nt
Organism: Dibothriocephalus latus
Lineage: Eukaryota; Metazoa; Platyhelminthes; Cestoda; Diphyllobothriidea; Diphyllobothriidae
Source: the annotation of a GenBank genome assembly
AUGGACGAGGUAGAAAUCAGCAGCAAAGUCAACAAUAGAGAUGACUGUCGGUUGUUGGCAGCUAUGGCGGACUUAAAGGAUGUGUCUCAAUGUAAAUAUGUGGUUCGCACAUCCACGCGCAGCCUGGGAUCGCCCGAGAAGUACGAUAGCGAAAAUAUUCACGACAACCCAAAAGGCAACGGUGGAAAGCGAAAUUUUACAAUGCAGAUUUACGGUCGCCAUAUCACAACGCCCUCAUCGGACUGUGCAGCUUUUAACGUGCUAGACUCCAACUCACCGCACCCACUUAACAUUGCCGCUGCUGGUCCGCGACUGUUUCGUCUUUUCACUGAUCUGGAUCUCAUUCCGGAGGCUUCAACAGAGUCUGGCGAAGGCUUUUUCACGCUGUUUGCGAUUGCUUGUGUGUUGGACCGGCGGAGCAAUAUUACCCUAGCUCUCAUGUGUUGCCCCUUCGUGCUCACGUUGAUCGCUUACAUAAUCUUCGUCCGCCGGCUGAAUGAUAUAAUUUCCAAGCCGACUGUCUGGCACACUCCGACAAUCCUUGCUUCCCUUUUCCCUCUGCCUUUCUUGGGUUAUCUCACUUCCUUCACAUGCUUUCGCCUGCUCGCCUACAAGGAUCCCCUGCCGCGUUCCAACCCGGCCUCCACUAUUGCUGUGAGAAAUGCCCUGAGGACAGCCAUCACCCUCUGCAUGAUUUUUCUUCCCGCCUUCCUCUAUCUCUCGGCGCACAAACUUUCGGAUACGGUCGAGCUAUUGAUGCAUUCACCCCUCGGCUCCUGUGUUCCUCAGGCCAACUUCUCUCGUACCUGCCAGGCUGUGUGUACGUACUUCAACCUCCUGGUGAAGUCCCCAGCGGCUGUUGAUGAACGUGUGUGGCGUCAGUAUGCACCCUGUAUGCUAUACCAUUCCGCAUCUAAGGUCAUCUACCAGGAAAUUUUCAGUUUUCCACAAAUCUUCCUAUCAGUCUACAUGUCGUUAAUUGUUCUCGCCCUGCUGAUGAGUGGUCUGUGGUCUCAUUUGCUUCGCCGAAUUGACGAGCAGUGGCGCUACUUGUCGACGGAGCCUUUCGAAUACCUUCACAUGCACUGGGUACGACUGGAGGUUCCGAAAGUUUUCCUCCUCUUUUGGCUGAUCAAGCUGGUACUUGUGCUGGUCUUGGGCGCGACUUUCUGGCCUAUUGACGCGACCGUGGUGGAGCUUGUCUCUCGGCCUAUUGAGGGCCGGGAGGCACCAAUGCGCUAUUCCCUAAAUUUUACUUUCUUGGGGACGUACGCUAACGAGCACAGUCUGCCGCUGUCGACUUGGUCGUGUUUCGAGUCACGCCUCCUAACCGGGGUUCUUGCCCUAGGCUCCGAGACCUGGACCUCGGUCUACGGUGCAGCAGUCUUUCUCGGUCUUCUGUCGGCCUUUCUCGUCAAAGUGCUGGCCUUUUUUGUGGACCCACUCGGUGAGACAACAGCCCAACUCGCGGAAACCGCUGAGGCUGAUCCAGUUGCCGCUAACCCCUGGGCUCCCAUUGAGGAUCAGCUACAAAACAACAAUCACAUCGAGGUCACUGCCAUAGAACUUCUCAACAACACCGGCUGGAGCUGUGUUGUGCUAUUUGCCUUCUUAGCAAUCCAAUAUGACCUACCGAAUCUGAGCAUUCAUCAGCGUGUUUUCUGCUUUAUGCAUCUCUUUAUUGUCAUGGGUUUCACUUGUAUCUACCCCGUGGAGUCCUUGGUUAAGGCGAUCCUUCUGCGGUUAGGUAUCCCCGGACAGGAGUCAUCUUGGCUCGACCACCUCAUUCCUCUCACCUUUUGUGGUCUUAUGUUUGCUGUGUCCGGCUGUGUGUUUGUCUACUUUCCCACCUGGCUCUCGUAUCUUCCUCACACUGGACGUGGCUACCAGUUCUUGGCUGAGGUCAGCGGGACCAGCACGGAGGGUGCUCUCAAGCCGCCAGCCAUCUUCUCUGCCUACUCAAGCUAUGCCCAACGAUUGCGAACCUACCUUUGCGGCGGCCAGCUCUUGCUGGACGUCACGUGUACCCUGAUUGAAUAUCUGUUGCAUCAAGUACACAAACGGAGACCCAACUGGACUGGCUUUGGCACCCUAUUGGCAGCCACUCGUCUCACCAACAUCUUCAUCAACUACCUAAUCUCCCUUCUUUCAGUGCUCAUCAUUCUCUGGUUGAUAUUUUACGAAUCGUUUGGUGUAUGUCGUGUCUUCAUCCUGGUAGUUCAUGUAUCGUGUGUGCUCUAUCCUGCGACCUACCGUGGCCUCUCCUGGCUGCGUUGGCGUUUCCUCUUUUCGCGCAGUCUCUCACAAAUCCCCUCACCCACGGAAGAGGAGCUGGAGAUCAACGCAGACGACUGUCCAAUCUGUUUUUCUGCCAUGACUGUCAACGAUGCAAAGCUGACGCGUUGUGGUCACGUUUACCACACUGAUUGCCUUUCUCAGUGGAUGCGUCGACAGUCCUUCUGCCCAGUUUGCAACUCAGAUCUCUUCUCUUCUUCGGUGAAGAGAACCCGCAUCUUGACAAGUGCCGCCCAUCAGGCGAGGCCGGAGGAUACGCCCGAAGCCUCUUGA